Phaedon cochleariae (mustard beetle) is the source of this 996-nucleotide messenger RNA. Lineage: Eukaryota; Metazoa; Arthropoda; Insecta; Coleoptera; Chrysomelidae. The record is from the annotation of a GenBank genome assembly.
GCAAAACACGUUACGUGUUCGAGACCGUCUAAAAAUAUAUUAGAUUUCGGAAUGAUUUAGCAACUAGUAUAUUGAAACCCUUCAGAGACAAAAGAAUCAAUUAUUUCCUUGAUUGCAAGAGAAAGUUGAGCCAGGAUUAAUCUACAUGAAGUGCAAGUCGAACUUUAUAUAUUUUUUGCAAUCAGUAUUGUUAUUUACACUACAAGAGUUAACCAGUGAGGCAGCUGGAGUUUUGUCUAGGAAUGGAGUUAUGCUUGAAGAAGUUCCUUUUGGAGAAACAGUUGUACUGAAAUGUAGGAGCAACAUUGGUGAUUACAAUUUCGAUUAUUGGUUAGUGAAUAACGGUGCCGAUAUCAUAGGACCAUCGAAUGAGGACUACGACAAUACGAGAUAUAAAUAUGAAGUUUUGUCAGGAAAUCUAACAGUAGUGAGUGUAUCACAACAAGAAGAAGGAUUGUACAGUUGUGUUUCUAAGGCAAUAAGAGGAAAUAACAUAAAAAUAGAGAGAGUCAAGAUGUUGGUACUACAAGUGGAUUUUGAAGAAGAAUACGAACAUAAUUCAUAUAUAAACACAAUCCGUAUUUUGAUCAUCCUAAUAACAUUGGUCUUACUAGGAAUAGGUGGCUACGUUGUAUUCAGAAUAUGGAGAGAUCGAUUUAAACAUCCAAGUUACCUAGAGCAAGAUGAUGAAGAAACCACUGAAGAAGUUUUUCGUUCGCCUGGUAGUUCAGGAAUAUCAAGAUCAAGAAGUCCAGUGAAGAUUAUUGUGGAUGAAAACACGAAAGAAACCGCUGGAAAUUCCAAUAUCAGCACUGAUUUCGGAAGUUUUCUAGAUCAUUCAUCAAAAAUAUAAUCACCAUACCACCAAACAAUAUAACAAAUCUUGAACUGAAAAUAUUUCGUUGCAUCAAAGCCCUGUGAUAUUGUUCAGAGAUGCAUCCUAUGAUAUUCAAUUAGUAUUAUACUGUAGCCUGAAUACAAUUCAUUUCUUUCUUU